Messenger RNA from Camelina sativa (false flax), 1495 nucleotides. Its product is annotated as UDP-glycosyltransferase 72B1-like. Gene Ontology annotation, molecular function: UDP-glycosyltransferase activity. The record is from RefSeq and is a predicted model, not a curated record. Lineage: Eukaryota; Viridiplantae; Streptophyta; Magnoliopsida; Brassicales; Brassicaceae.
AAGAAGAGUGAAACAAAACUCUAAAGCGUCUAAAACAAAUCAUAGUUGAAAGUUGAAACUUUUUGCAUCAUCAAUGGAAGAGUCUAAAGCGUCACACGUUGUUAUCAUACCGACUCCAGGAAUGGGUCACCUCAUCCCAUUCGUCGAGUUGGCUAAAAGACUCAUUCACCGUGACAGCAUCACCACCGUGACCUUUGUUGUCAUUGGAGAAGGUCCACCGACAAUAGCUCAGAGAACUGUCCUAGACUCUCUCCCUUCGUCAAUCUCCUCCGUCUUUCUUCCUCCCGUCAAUCUCACAGAUCUCCCGUCAACGGCUCGUAUCUUAACUCGUAUCUCCCACACCGUGACUCGAUCUAACCCUGAGCUCCGGCGAGUCUUCAACUCUUUGGCGGAGGAAGGUCGUUCGCCGACGGCUCUCGUGGUUGAUCUUUUUGGUACAAACGCUUUUGACGUAGCACAUGAAUUUCAAGUGUCACCGUACAUUUUCUACCCAUCCAAUACAAACGUCUUGUCGUUUUUUCUCCAUUUGCCUAGACUAGAUGAAACGGUGUCGUGUGAGUUUUGGGAAUUAACUGAACCGGUAAAGCUCCCCGGAUGUGUACCGGUAUCUGGUAAAGAUAUUAUUGACACGGCUCAAGAUAGGAAGAACGAGGGAUACAAAUACACGGCUCAAGAUAGCAAGAGGUACAAAGAAGCCAAAGGGAUUCUUGUGAAUUCAUUCAUCGAGCUAGAGCCAAAUGCUAUAAAGGCUUUGCAGGAACCGGGUCUUGAUAAACCGCCAGUUUAUCCGAUCGGACCAUUGGUUAACACUGGUAAGCAAGAGGAUAACGAGUUUGAAGAGUUGCAAUGUUUAAAGUGGUUGGAUGACCAACCGCUCAGUUCGGUUUUGUAUGUGUCAUUUGGUAGUGGUGGUACACUCACAUGUGAGCAGAUCAAUGAGCUUGCUCUUGGUCUUGAAAAAAGUGAUCAACGGUUUCUUUGGGUCAUACGAAGUCCAAGUUCGGCUGCUAAUUCUUCCUAUUUCGAUUCGCAUAGCAAAACCGAUCCAUUAACUUGUUUACCACCAGGGUUUCUAGAACGGACAAAAGGCAGAGGUUUCGUGAUCCCCUCUUGGGCACCACAAGCUCUUAUUUUAGCCCAUCCAUCUACUGGAGGGUUUUUGACUCAUUGUGGAUGGAAUUCGACUCUAGAAAGUAUAGUAAACGGAGUUCCACUAAUAGCAUGGCCAUUAUACGCUGAGCAGAAGAUGAAUGCUAUGUUGUUGACUGAAGAUAUACGCGUAGCAUUUAGGGCUCAUGCGGGCCAUAACGGGGUGGUGAGAAAAGAAGAGGUGGCUAGAGUGGUGAAGGGAUUAAUGGAAGGUAAAGGAUUGAUUAAUGAAGGUAAAAAAGGUAAAGGAGUAAGGAUUAAGAUGAAGGAGAUGAAGGAAGGAGCUUGUAGGGUUUUGGAGGAUGAUGGGUCCUCUACAAAGGCACUUAAUCAGUUAGUCUUUUGA